Molecule: messenger RNA, 3489 nt
Organism: Neoarthrinium moseri
Lineage: Eukaryota; Fungi; Ascomycota; Sordariomycetes; Amphisphaeriales; Apiosporaceae
Exons: 4
Coding region: 1-3489 (1162 amino acids)
Biological process (GO): glycerophospholipid catabolic process
Molecular function (GO): protein binding; glycerophosphocholine phosphodiesterase activity
Source: RefSeq, a predicted model, not a curated record
AUGAAGUUUGGUAGAAAUCUCCCUCGUAACCAAGUCCCCGAGUGGGCAUCCUCGUAUAUCGACUACAAGGGUCUGAAGAAAUUGAUCAAGGCAGCGGCCGAAAAGGGUGCGCAGACGGGCAAGAAGGCGGAUCUAGCAGAAUUCUUCUACGCCCUGGACCGUAAUCUGGAAGACGUCGAUUCCUUCUACAACAAGAAAUUUGGCGAGUCGCACCGAAGACUCAAGCUUCUCCAGGAUCGCUAUGGCAGGAGCCCCGAAGUGGUGUCCGACCUCGACGAUGACGAGGUGGAAGAGCUUAUGGGAGCACUCCUUGAGUUGCGGAAUCAGCUCAGAAAUCUCCAGUGGUUCGGCGAAAUCAACCGCAGAGGUUUCGUCAAGAUCACGAAGAAGCUGGAUAAGAAGAUUCCAGAUACAACUACCCAACAUCGGUAUAUCACAACCAAGGUAGACCCCAGGCCGUUUGCGAAAGACACUACGAUCGCUCGGCUGGUCAACGAGAUCAACAAGUGGCUGUCGGUGCUCGGUGACAACCAGAACAUCGAUGAUGCCAAGUCUGAUAGAUCUGCGCGGUCUGCGCGGUCACUUGGAAGAGCAUCCGCGAAAGCGAUGCUGAGUGUGCCACAAUCAGUUUUCGACACACUCGAGCAGGCUGUUAGGAGCGAUGACGUAGCGAAACUUCAGACCAGCCUCUUGGAAGGCAACCUGGUGUCGCUAGACCAGUCUUCUCAGCAAAUGCUGCUCAACCUGCUCCAGCGAUCAAUCUCAUCUCGUUCCAAGGCCUGCAUUGCGUAUCUGCUCCAACAGAUCAGGUCACUUGACGAAGCGGAUGAUCUGAACGAGCGCAACUGCAUCCACCGUCUUGUCAUUCAUAUUGGACGGACAAAGUCCGCGAAUGCUGGAGAUUUGGAGCCAAAUGCCGUGCCCUUUCCUGUGAGUUCGCAUUACAAUAGCCACUAUGCGACUCCCAAUCAGCCCGCCAUACCGUCGCAGAACGGAGGUGCUACAACGCUUCUUAGCAAAGACGAUGAAGCUGUGCAAGUCUUGUCAUACCUUCUGGAUUGCCUACAGCCCGAACAGCGCCCGGCUCUCGUCAAACGAGACUCAUUAGGCCGCUGGCCUCUGCACUACGCUGCUCAGUUCGGUUUUGUGGUCGUGUGCGAAGUCAUCAUGGCCAAGAUGCAGCAGUGGGAUCAAUUCCACGUUGGGAGUGGUAUUGAUGGUCCCGAUUGGCAGGAUAACGAAGGCAGCGCACCUCUUCAUCUUGCUGUGUUUGGCGGUCAUCCCCUUACGACUCAAGCGCUGCUCCGAGGUGAGAACUGGCGUGGAGAAGCUGACGCUGUUUUUGAUGGACGUGGCGCUGUAUCCAAGUCCAGUGUUGUUUUGGCGAUUGCCGUCAGAUCAAAUUACACGGCCAUUGUCAAGAUGCUUGUCAAAGCAGGCGUCGAUAUCAACUGGCAGGACGAGACCGGUGAAACAGCGCUUCAUAUCGCCGCCCGCUUUGGUCAUCUGGAGUGCGCUAAGAUCCUCCUUGAUGGCUUCUCUGACCACAGAGCCAAUAUGGAACUAGUUGAAAAGUCGUUCUCUUGGACGCCACUGCAUAUUGCUGCUGUCGACGGUCAACUCCCUGUGGCGAAGAUCCUUGUGGAAGCAGGAGCCGAGGCUAAUAGGAUGGAUGCGUUCGGUUGGACUGCUAAAGAGCAUGCUGCUCUUAGAGGACACAUCGACAUCGCCAACCUGUUGUUGCAGUACACCAAGGAGGAAGAGCAAGCCUCCAACUCCGACGAUGAAGAGACUGCUAGGGCCAGUCCUACGCCCCCAGAAACUUGUUCACUUGAAGACAGAACGUCUACGGGAAGCACACGCGUCCCUGACCCAGUCAAAUCGUUCGGCCAUCGGUACCUCAGGGAUUCCAGCUUGGUCUUGGUCAGCUUGGGAUCUAUGGACAUGCGGAAGAACAUCAGCGCCGUGACGCUGGAUCGUGUCCCCUUGGCCGAGGCACACACAAACCAGCUUGAUACUGCGUUGUCUAUCGUGGUAUCUGCUCAAGGGGCACAGGGCGAACCCACAAUCGUCGACCUUCCAGUGCAUGACAACAUUGCCACGGAGCCCAUUCUCUUCAACACGACAGACAUUGCCAAGGUCAAGCUGAUGUUCGACAUUGUACCCACUUACUCUGGAAACGAGAAGAACAAGGUCGGCCGUGCAGUUGCCCUGCUUUCGUCAAUCAAGCCUUCCCUCGGAACCAAUCGAAUGAACCUCCAAGGUGACGUGUGCGUUCCUAUCAUGAACGCAAGCCUGGAGGUCAUCGGGACAGUCAACUUCAACUUCCUGAUCAUCACUCCCUUCUCUCAUCCUAGAAUGGGGAUCAACUCCAAGCAGACGUAUUGGAAGAAGAUGUCUUCCGAGACUAUGGUUAUUGGCCACCGCGGUCUAGGCAAAAAUCUGGUGACGAACAAGUCCUUGCAGCUCGGAGAGAACACAGUUCCGUCUUUCAUUGCCGCUGCCAACCUGGGCGCCAACUACGUUGAGUUCGAUGUCCAGCUCACCAAGGAUCAUGUACCUGUGAUCUACCACGACUUCUUGGUCAGUGAGACGGGUAUAGAUGCGCCCGUGCACACCCUCACUUUAGAGCAGUUCCUGCACAUCAACCCCGAGCGCUCGGAGCAUGCACCGGAGGUGAUCAGACAUGAUCUAGAUGUUGUUCGUAACAACCAACCUGGGUCGCGCCAGAGGUCUCAAUCUAUGGGCUUUGCGGGCGACGGUCUUAACAGCCUGGAGGAACGCAUGAAGCACACGAGAGAUUACAAGGCCAAGGGCUUCAAGGCCAACUCGCGAGGCAACUUUAUCCAGGCGCCCUUUGCCACGCUGGAGGAUCUCUUCAAGAAUCUGAGAGAAGACAUUGGCUUCAACAUAGAGUUGAAGUAUCCCAUGUUGCAUGAGACGGAGGAGCAGGGAAUGGACACGUAUACGGUCGAGAUCAACUCGUUCUGCGACACGAUUCUGUCCAAGGUCUACGACCUGACCAAGGAUCGCAACAUCAUCUUCAGCAGCUUCAACCCGGAUAUCUGCCUCUGCCUCAGCUUCAAGCAGCCCAGUAUUCCGAUCAUGUUCCUGUCGGAUGCUGGUACGAGUCCUGUUGGUGACAUUCGGGCCAGCAGUCUACAGGAGGCCAUCCGCUUCGCCAGCCGCUGGAAUCUGCUCGGCAUUGUGAGCACUUCUCAGCCGUUUGUCAACAGCCCCCGGCUUGUCAGGGUGGUGAAGCAGAGCGGUCUGGUCUGCGUCAGUUACGGCGCACAAAAUAAUGACCCAAAGUUGGUACAGCGGCAAGUCAACGAGGGUAUAGACGCGGUGAUUGUAGACAACGUCCUUGCAAUCCGCAAGGGGUUGACGGCGGCCCAGGAGAAGACGUUGCCCAUACACAACGGAGCUCAGAAUGGGGCUGACGCGGUACUGAAAACUAACGGCACUCCAAGCGGCACUGUCGCUUAG